Anopheles coluzzii is the source of this 2826-nucleotide messenger RNA. RefSeq lists its product as uncharacterized. NCBI's taxonomy places the organism in Eukaryota, Metazoa, Arthropoda, Insecta, Diptera, Culicidae. The transcript is spliced from 3 exons. The record is from RefSeq and is a predicted model, not a curated record. The coding region runs from base 843 to 1232 and encodes 129 amino acids.
GGGGGGGGGGUUUGUGUGUCGCUUCUGUGUCGGCUCUUGGCUAGUGUCACAUCAUUCGCGCACACACUGACACACACACACGCGCGCGACUGGCCACUCCGUGCGCCCGUGUUCUUCAGUCGCGUUCAGUUCGGCUCAGCUGCCCGUGUGGCCCAACCGUGUGGCGGUCGUACAUUUUCAUUGUCGAGCCGAUCCUGCGUCGGAAAAGUGAGUGCAUCGCGGUUUGGCAGACUCAGAGGCCGUCGUCCGUGCGUCCCGUCCUGUCCUGGUCGUCUCGAUUGUCGUCUUCCCGCUUCCUCCACGCGGUGCGGGGUGUCCCUCGGCGCUCCCAGUGACCCAGUGGUGGCAGUAGUGGUGCUGACGGUGCUAGUGUGUGCUUUGCGGCCACGCGGACCCUCGGCCUAGCACCGUAUGCGUUGGGUUCGCCCUGGACCGUCGCCCCAGUCGCCCGGUGUGCAUGGGCCAGUGCUCUGCAAAGCGCGCUAUAAAUAGGUUUGCCCGCCCUGGACCUUCUCGUGGUUGUGCGCGUACGCGUUUAGCCGCGCGUGUUUGGCGUGUGUAGUGGUGCACAGUGCCCGCUCUGGCCUUGCCCGUCGAUGCGCAAUCGUCGACGCGCGUAACGCAUCCACUCGGUACCCUGGGACGUACGGGUUUCGGUGCGUUACGCUACGUUCGAUCGCUAGUCGCGAAGUGAGAAGGCUUCAUGCAGAACGGGCCUCCGCAUCCGCAGUGUGUGAACGAGUGUGAGAGAGACAGAUAAGAGAGAGAGAGAGAUAGAGAGAGAGAGAGAGAAAGAGAGAGGGAGAAAGGCAAGAAAAAACAAACACAUCACAACGGGCAGGAUGCAGUGGCAGCAGGAAGUGGACGAUGAGGAUCUCAUGUACUCGCCGGCCCUGCUGGCCCGGCGAGCCUCGGAGAGCUGGAUAGAGUUCCCACCGGUAGAGAGUAUUCCAGUAAAUGCAACUCUACAGCGGAAGAAAUCAUUACCAGACGUACAACAGCUGCCGUUCGCGACCGGUGCCAUGAGCCGCGAGGAGGUGUCGAUCCUUGGUUCCGCCCGCCGCGAGGAGGUCCGGCGACUGAGGGAUGAGCAGGAGCGCUUACGAGUUAAUCCAUUGUUGUAUCUGGUCAGUCCACAAGUGAGGGAUUGGUUCUCGCGCCAGCAACUGGUCAUGCUAGUGCUGAUCGUUAAUAUUGCCUUGGCUAUUUUAUUCUUUAAAAUACUCACAUAGCGUUGGCUCAGUCCAUGUUUGCAUUUCAGCAUGUUUCUAAGAGAGGUGGCACUAUAGAAUAGCCGGAGGCAGAAAUGAGGAUAAUAUUUAAACGAACAUUAUGGGAUAACUCUUUUCGCAGCAGGACGCUACAAAGAAGAAGAAGAAGAAGAAGAAGAAGAAACCCCGAACCAAAAUAUUACAAAGAAGAAAAAAAAACAAAGCAAAAAUAUAAAACUCUUGCCUCCCCCCUUAGAUCAAGAUAACACAAACACACACACAAACAAACACAAUCAAAUUAUACAACCACAUACACAAAAAACACAAACCGACAAGUGUAACCAUUUUCCGCCCGCUGCAUCUUUGCAAUUGCAGACCAAUUCAACGUGUUUUUUUGUUCUAGUUUUUUGUUUAAAUGAAAAAUUGUUUUUGAACGACGGACGACCUCGGCCGAGGGAUGGGGAAAUCACAACUGUGUCGGAGCAGCAGCAGCAGGACAAGGUGAUAAAGGAGCGGUGUCCCGAGCAAACGUGUUAAGAACGUGAGGCAAUCAAUUAGUGAGCAUGGCAUGGAGAUGAAAUCAAUAAAAUUGUGUAUCUUUGUGCAUCAAUCAUCAAUCUAACGCAAUUACGAUCCAUCCUUUUACCUACGUAAAAUAUUUAAAAGAAAAGCGUGAAAGGAGGAGAAGUGCGGCGUUUGUCGAAGGCCGCAGCAAAAAUGUCACAGCUGAGGAAGGUGACGAACGCGGAAUUAAACCAAAAAAAAAAAAAAGAAAAGCCACACGAGUCAACCGGCACCGGCACGACCUGUGAUUGCUGUAGAAUUGGAAAGAUGAAAAGAUCUUAAAUAGAAAAGAAAAUAGCUAAGGAAUAAACCACACAACAACAAACAAAAAAACUUUGCAAAACAAAUCAAUGAACCAAGGUCCCGUUUCUAGUUUGGAGCCGUAAAAUAAAAAGGAAGAAAAUUGGAAAAUUUGGAAAAAAGAAAGCAAAAAAUAACGCAGCAUGAAAUGCAACUAAACCAAAAGGAUUAGCAAACAACUUCGAUCGAACGAGUAGAAGAUAGGGAAAACAAGAAACAGGCGGAACAGAGCGCGUGUACGAGGAAAAGCAUGAAAGCGAUGUAUCGAAAGGAAAGCAGUAGUACAGUGGCGCGCCGCCAAAAGCAACAAAAAAAAAGCGGACAGGACGCGCGAACCAAUAUGUGUAGCCGAAAAGCAGUCGAAAAACGGGAGUAAAACCAAACUAAACUAAAAACCAACUAGAUAAAUCAAUUGUAAAACCGGACACAAAUGUUGUUGCGCGCAGGAAGGAGUAAGAGAAGGAGGAGGACGAGAAGGAACUUUGCAGCAGAUGCGAAAGCCAAAUCUUACGAAAACUUUGUUAACAUAAUUUUUAGCAAAAAGAAAAGAGAGGAGCGAAUCUAUCGUCGUGUAACGUAAGCAGUAACGCGUGAAUGUGGACGCUGGAAUCAAAAAAGUCCUGGAUCCUGUUUCAGACUAUUUCUUUCGUUUGUUUCGUUUCUGUACCAAAACCACAGGAAUAUUCAAAUUUGCUUAAGGUCAAGCUCUUAAGAUUCUAAUAAACAAAAAGUAUGUUGAAUUUUUUUUUCA